AUGAAACCCGCAAAUGGUUUUCUGUUGUUCUUGCUGUUGCUGGAGUAUGUUUGUUGUAAUGUGGAAUCCAAGUGUAUGAAGGGAUGUCACGUAGCUUUAGCUUCCUACUAUGUAAGACCCAAGUUUCUAUCCUUAGAUAAUAUAAUGCGCUUGAUGCAAUCAAAAAUUCUGUCCACUUCUGAUGUUAUAAGGAGCUACAAUAAAGACAAAAUAUUGAAUGAUAAUGUGCCAUCCUUUUCCAGAGUCAAUAUUCCAUUCCCCUGUGACUGUAUUGGAGAUGAAUUUCUGGGACAUGUGUUUGAGUACUCAACUGCUGCAGGUGAUACCUAUGAUUUGAUUGCCAAGGUGAAAUAUGCCAAUCUGACAACAGUUGAGCUUUUGCAAAGGUUCAAUAGUUAUGAUCAAGAUGAUAUACCGGCUAAUUCAAAGCUUAAUGUCACUGUCAAUUGUUAUUGUGGGAACAGCCAGAUUUCAAAAGAUUAUGGGAUGUUUAUUACCUAUCCACUAAGGCCAGGGAAUACUUUGCAGGAUAUUUCCAAUGAGACCAAUCUUGAUGCACAUUUACUGCAGAGUUACAAUCCUGGUGUUAAUUUCAGCAGUGAGAGUGGGAUAGUUUUCAUACCAGGAAGAGAUCAAAAUGGAGACUAUGUUCCCUUGUAUCCUAGGUCAGGUCUAGCUACGGGUGCUGCUGUUGGAAUAACCAUAGCGGCAAUAUGCGGGCUUAUAUUAUUAGUAAUUUUCAUGUAUGUUAAAUACUUCCAGAAGAAGGAAGGAGAGAAAGCUAAAUUGCCGUCAGAAAGUUCUGUAGCGUUUUCAACUCAAGAUGCCUCUGGAAGUGGAGAAUAUGAAACUUCAGGAUCUACUGGGCCUGCAAAUGCUAGUGCUGCUGGCCUCACAGGCAUUAUGGUGGCUAAAUCAACGGAGUUCUCAUAUCAAGAACUGGCCAAGGCUACAAAUAACUUUAGCUUGGAUAAUAAAAUUGGUCAGGGAGGAUUUGGAGCUGUCUAUUAUGCAGAACUGAGAGGCGAGAAAACAGCAAUUAAGAAGAUGGAUGUACAAGCAUCAACAGAAUUUCUUUGUGAAUUGAAGGUCUUAACACACGUUCAUCACUUAAAUCUGGUGCGCUUGAUUGGAUAUUGUGUUGAGGGAUCUCUUUUCCUUGUAUAUGAAUAUAUUGACAACGGAAACUUAGGCCAAUAUUUGCAUGGAACUGGUAAAGACCCUUUGCCAUGGUCUAGCCGAGUGCAAAUUGCUCUAGAUUCAGCAAGAGGCCUUGAGUACAUUCACGAGCACACUGUGCCUGUGUAUAUCCAUCGUGAUGUAAAGUCAGCAAAUAUAUUAAUAGACAAACACUUCCGUGGAAAGGUUGCUGAUUUUGGCUUGACCAAACUUAUUGAAGUUGGAAGCUCCACACUUCACACUCGUCUUGUGGGAACAUUUGGAUACAUGCCACCAGAAUAUGCUCAAUAUGGUGAUGUUUCUCCAAAAAUAGAUGUAUAUGCUUUUGGAGUUGUUCUUUAUGAACUUAUUUCUGCAAAGAAUGCUGUUCUGAAAACAGGUGAAUCUGUUGCUGAAUCCAAGGGCCUUGUAGCUUUGUUUGAAGAAGCACUUAAUCAGAGCAAUCCUUUAGAAGGCAUUCACAAACUGGUUGAUCCAAGGCUUGGAGAAAACUAUCCAAUUGAUUCAGUUCUGAAGAUUGCUCAACUUGGGAGAGCUUGUACAAGAGAUAAUCCACUACUACGCCCAAGCAUGAGGUCUAUAGUUGUUGCUCUUAUGACACUUGCAUCACCUACUGAGGAUUGCGAUGAUGACACUAUUUCCUACGAAAAUCAAACCCUGAUAAAUCUAUUGUCUGUAAGAUGA
Molecule: messenger RNA, 1863 nt
Organism: Abrus precatorius (Indian licorice)
Lineage: Eukaryota; Viridiplantae; Streptophyta; Magnoliopsida; Fabales; Fabaceae
Product: lysM domain receptor-like kinase 3
Exons: 12
Coding region: 1-1863 (620 amino acids)
Biological process (GO): protein phosphorylation; innate immune response
Molecular function (GO): transmembrane receptor protein kinase activity; ATP binding
Source: RefSeq, a predicted model, not a curated record